This is a messenger RNA of Hydra vulgaris (swiftwater hydra), 2508 nucleotides long. RefSeq lists its product as uncharacterized. NCBI's taxonomy places the organism in Eukaryota, Metazoa, Cnidaria, Hydrozoa, Anthoathecata, Hydridae. Gene Ontology annotation, molecular function: chromatin DNA binding. The record is from RefSeq and is a predicted model, not a curated record. Gene Ontology annotation, biological process: nuclear envelope organization; negative regulation of BMP signaling pathway.
UAACCGGAAUUUAAGGCCACUCGGAAUUAAAUGUAAGGUUAUUUAACGUUGGACCUCCGUCCAAGGAUCACGACUAUAGGAUCAACAUGGCCGAAAUAAAUGUGACCGAGUUAUCAAAUGCUGAGCUACGAAAAAAGCUCACUGAGUUUGGAAAAUCUGUCGGUCCUAUAACUAAGUCUACUAGAGUUACGUUAGAAAAUAAACUUAAAAAAUUGAUAAAUGAAUCAGAGCAAUCUAUUUCAAACUCCUCAAAUCACAAAAAAAAAGUCGUACGCAAGUCAAACGUAUCUUCUCGUCGCUCAUCUUUAUCUCGAAGCGAAUCUUCAAAUUUAAAAUUUGCUCCUUUUUCCAGUGACGAAGAAGAUGAAGUUUUAUUUAAAUUAAAGAAAUCUAAAAAUUCAGAAAAAUUGUUAGAUUUAGAAAAACCUAAAUUAGUUAAUAAAAAUGAACUUAUAGAAGCAAAAGUUCAAAUUCCUUCUACUUAUACAAGUGCAUCACCUAUUUCGCAAGAUAUUAUAAGUAAAAGUUCUCCAUUGAGUGGAAAAAAAUAUAAUUCUUCUAAUGAUUAUCAAUCUGGUUGCGAUUUAAAUAGAAAAAACAUUGCAGAAUAUAGUGAUGAUGAACAUUUUUUGGAAAAAUUAAAUGAAGAAAAACGUCAAAAUAUUAUAAGAUUAUCAAAGAAAGAAAUAAAGUCUCCAUCAAUGGAAAAUAAUGUUUUUCGCACUCCUAGUUCUCCUGUUGUUAUAUCAAGAACUUCAAUGAAUGCCAUUGAUAAAAAUAUACGAGGAGAAGUAGAUGCUUGUAAAGCUGAGGUAAGGAACAGUUUUACUUCUAAAAAGCCAAGUCCACCAACAAUUUCCAGACGUGUUCAGUUAUCAUCAUAUAACAAUUACAAUGCAAAAAAUAAGGUUGAAGGAUUCAAAGAUAGAGAAGCAAAUAAAAAUGAACAUAGUGAAAAACAUUUUUUUUUAAUAAAAUGUUUGAAAAGUUUGUUUAGUGAAAAACAAAUAAAAUGCAUAGCUUGUAUAUUACUAUUUGGUUUAAGUGCUGUUCUAGUUGGAUUAUAUUGGUACAAUGAAGAAGAUCCUCUUAAACUCACAUAUUUAAAAGAUAGCCAAGGAAAAGAAAAGGAUAUCAACAUAUUUAUUGAAUGUUUAUACAAAGACCUCAUCACAAGAAAAGGAAUGGUUGAAUGUGGAUACUCAUCAGGACCUGAUUAUUUACGAAGAGAAGAUUUUCCACAAUUAGCUGAAGGUUGUUUAAAAAAUCAGAAAGACAUUCAAUUUAAUGUUAUUGCUAAUGAUACUUGGGAGGAAGCCAAAAAAUCUUAUACUGAGUUUUUUAGAUUCAAUGAAACUAUGGUAACAUCAAUAGGAAGCUAUAAACCUUUUCAUUGUCGAGUUGGUCAAGCACUUUAUGCUGUUUUGUUUAGGAUUUUUAUUAUUUUAAUUACUAUCAUAUUUGGCAUGGCUAUAUAUUUUUAUAUGAAAAGGAAAUGGUCAGCAGAAGAUAAAGAAACAAGACAAGUUCUUUACUUUGUGCAUAGAAUAGUAGAGGUUGUUCGCAAACAUGAUACUCAAUGUCUUAAUAACAAAGAAUUAUCACCAUAUCUUCCUAUACCACAUGUUAGAGAUAUGUUAAUUCCAUUGGAAAAAAGAAAAGAAAUGGCAAAAACAUGGCAAAAAGCAGUUGAAUUUCUCAGCUCAUCUGAUUCCCGCAUUCGUGUUGAAACUCAACGUAUAUCUGGGGAAGAUUUUGAAGUAUGGCGAUGGAUUGGGGUGCGAACCCCUGGUAUAAAAGAAAAAAAAAUAAACAGUAAUUUUCAUUUGAACUCUGAUCAGGAUAAAUGUUGGCAAGGUCCUGCAUUUGAUCAAAUUGAGAAAGUUAUUCGAUUGCCAAUAAUCACACCUGCGCCUUGUUUAAAAAUACGCUGUAUGCAUGAAGGACCUGAUGAACGCGAAGAAGACUGGGUGAAAAAGGUAGAGAAUGCUGUUUUAGAGAAGUGCGAGAACGAUGGCGCUCGAAUUCUUCAUAUUCAUGUUGACAUUAACUCUAGAGAGGGCUGUGUUUAUGUCAAGUGCGAUACCCUUGAAUCGGCUAGGAAAGCAUUUAGAAGCAUGUACGGAAAUUGGUUUGAUGGUCGUCUCGUGAUUGUUAAGUUCGUUACCUUGGCACGUUAUCACCAACGUUUUCCGGAUGCUCUUAAAUGUGUUCAAGCGCUUUCACCAUCAGGAUCUAACGCCGUAGUAAACUCUAACAAAGACAUAUAAUAAAAAGAUUAAAGUUUGGAGUGUCACGUUUUGUGAAUUUUGUACAAAAGGAACUCAAUAAUAAAGGAAUACUUGAGCAUCGCAUUAGGAAAAUCAUAAUAAAGAUAUUAUUUUGCCUGAGUAGAAUUUUGAUAGCUUUCGUUCUAAAGAGAUUUUUGUUGAAACUUUUUCAACAGAGACGUAAAAUAUUUUAAUUUUCUGUAUUGUUAUUGUUUUCAUUAGAAAAUGCUUACCCCAA